Epithele typhae is the source of this 1632-nucleotide messenger RNA. RefSeq names its product cytochrome P450. Bases 1 to 1632 code for a protein of 543 amino acids. The record is from RefSeq and is a predicted model, not a curated record. NCBI's taxonomy places the organism in Eukaryota, Fungi, Basidiomycota, Agaricomycetes, Polyporales, Epitheliaceae. The transcript has 10 exons. Gene Ontology annotation, molecular function: monooxygenase activity; heme binding; iron ion binding.
AUGGCAGACAAGACCUCGCUCAUCUUGCUCAGCAUAUUCGUAAUCGCUGCGAUCAAAGUCGUCCAGGUCGUUCACAGGCGUUACUUCACACCAGUCGGCCGCCUUCGCGGCCCGCCUUCCGAAAGCCUGCUCUUCGGAAACAUGCGCACCCUGAACAACGCUGCUCGUCAACAUGUCUAUCUAUCCUGGGCCGACCAGUGGGGCUCCACGUUCCGCAUCAAUAGCUGGUUGAGCGCCUCUGCAGUCUUCAGCUUAGACCCUAAACUGAUCCAUCACGUCUUGACUCAUGAUAUGAUAUUCUGGAAGACUGAAGAAGCUCGCAGUAACUUGUCGAGUUUGCUGGGCAAAGGAGCUUUAUUUGUACCAUCUCAUCAUUUGACAUCCUACACAGCGGCGGAUCAUGGUAUGGUAGACAAUCCCGCUUUCGGACCUACUCAGGUACGGGAAUUGACGGAGAUUUUCCUCGAGUCGUCCACAAACCUGGUCAAAUACUGGACCAAUGUCCCAGUCUCCGACGAUGGAAGUCGCCGGAUUGAGACGAUCGACGGCCUGGGCAAGAUGACGCUCGAUGUCAUUGGACUCGCAGGCUUCGACUAUGAAUUCGACGCCAUGAAUCCAGCUGUCGAAGAUCCGGUCCGUCGUGCAUUCAAGAAGGUGACCUCAAGACCGCCUAAGGGGAACGCCUUCGCGGUGUUGCGUCUUUUCAUCCCCUCGAACCUCUUGACCAGCAUCGUGAGGAGGCCAUUCGGCAACGUCAAGGCAAUGUUUGAUGCGCAAAACACAAUGAUGGAGCUCGGGAGAAAAAUGCUCGAGAAGAAGAAAUCUCAGUACAGCGGCGGCGUAGAGAAGAGGGAUGUCCAAGGUCGCGACCUCCUUUCCCUCCUUUUCAAGGCGAACAUGGCCACCGACAUACCAGAGGACCAGCGCCUCUCCGACGAGGAAGUAUUGGCUCAGGUGCCCACGUUCCUCAUCGCCGGUCACGAAACGACCUCAACCUCGACAACCUGGUGCCUGUACGCUCUCUGCAAAGCCCCGCAUAUCCAGGCGGCACUCCGCGAAGAGCUGCUCGCCAUGUCCACGGACAUGCCCACGAUGGAGGAGCUCAACGGGCUACCGCUGCUCGAUCGUGUCGUGCGCGAGACACUACGCUUGCACGCGCCGGUCACGAUGAGUCGACGCACAGCUAUGGAGGACGAUGUGCUGCCACUCCAGACUCCUAUCGUGGAUCUGAAUGGGAAGACAAUGACAGAGGUUCCGGUCAAGAAGGGCGAGCUUAUCGUGGUUCCGAUCCUCGCCCUGAACACGUCGAAGGCGAUCUGGGGGCCUGACGCUUUCGAGUUCAAUCCUGACCGCUGGCUGGAAGAACCCGAGGCCGCGUCGACAAUCCCGGGCGUGUGGGGCCAUCUGAUGACAUUCCUUGGGGGACAACAUGCGUGCAUCGGGUACCGGUUCUCCGUUGUCGAGAUGAAGGCGUUGGUGUUCACUCUCAUUCGCGCAUUUGAGUUCGAAUUCGCCGUCCCUGCGGACGACAUUGUUCCCGUCGGUCUCGUCAUCCAGCGCCCAGGGCUGAAUGGCGCGAAAGAGGAGGGUGCGCAGCUUCCGCUUCUUAUCCGCCCCAUCAAGCGGGAGUGA